This is a messenger RNA of Nilaparvata lugens (brown planthopper), 651 nucleotides long. RefSeq lists its product as uncharacterized. The transcript has a single exon. Gene Ontology annotation, molecular function: nucleic acid binding. NCBI's taxonomy places the organism in Eukaryota, Metazoa, Arthropoda, Insecta, Hemiptera, Delphacidae. The record is from RefSeq and is a predicted model, not a curated record. The coding region runs from base 1 to 651 and encodes 216 amino acids.
AUGUAUGAGUUAGAAAAACUCUUGAAGACGAUGCCCUCUGAAGUGAAGUGCUUUCUGUCUAACUACGGCAUAAACUGGAAGUUCAUUCCCCCUUAUGCUCCGCAUCAAGGAGGCAUAUGGGAAGCCGCCGUCAAAUCCUCCAAAACACUGCUACACCGCUGUAUUGGGGACACAGCUCUUACAUACGAAGAGUAUGACACCAUUUUCGUUAGAAUUGAAAGUAUUCUAAAUAGUCGACCGCUUACAGAAUUGUCCUCUGAACCUGCUGAAGCUGCCUCCGUGCUCACUCCCGGGCACUUCCUAAUUGGUAGACCUCUUACCGCACCACCGCAACCCAUAGAGACGAAGGAACUAUUGGUCGCACGCCGCUGGAGACUUACAAACCAAAUGACCCAAUAUUUCUGGAAUCGCUGGUCCAAGGAGUACCUAUGCACCUUGAUCAAUCGCACAAAAUGGAAAACCACUGAAAGAAACUUGCAACUUAACGAUUUGGUCAUAAUCAAAUCUGUCAACAACUCUCCUCUCAGCUGGCCGUUAGGCAGGAUUAUUGCGCUACACCCUGGUAAAGAUGGACUAGUACGUGUAGUCACUAUCAAAUGCGCAUCUGGGAACAUUGUUCGAGACAUACGCAAAGUUCACCGCAUCAUUUGA